AUGAACAAUUCUACUACAUCUGUUUCUACUUCUUCUGUUGCCAAGGGAAACGAGUUUGAGGCUAAAGUUUUGAAGACUUUGAGGAAUAUGAACAUUGAUUGUCAAAGAGUGAGAGAAUUGGAAGCGCAUCGUGGCCGCAGAUUGUCCGGUGGUGACGGUGGUGUGGAUAUUUUUGGGAAUCACGACGAAUACUUGAUCUUGGUCCAAUGUAAGAACUAUACGACUGCAAAGGUUGGUGUUGGCGAGAUUGAUGCUUUUGAGGGGGUGAUGUCAAGAUACCCGAGGAAUACCACAAUAGGAAUUUUUAUAUCAUCGGCCAAGGACGGUUACUCAAGACCUGCCAUUGCAAGAGGGGAAUUAUCAAAAUAUAACAUGUUGCUGACGAAUAUGUUGGACAUGUGUCAAGAUAUUCCUGGGUACCUGUCCAGAAAAUUAAAAGAUGAUUCCGUAGCAGAAAAAUCCCGCAAGAUUGAAGAAAUAAUUCUCGCACUGGACCAGGAUCAAAAAAGGAAGAUAGAAGCUUUAGAAGAAAAGAUUGCGACGAUGUAA
Ambispora leptoticha is the source of this 549-nucleotide messenger RNA. Lineage: Eukaryota; Fungi; Glomeromycota; Glomeromycetes; Archaeosporales; Ambisporaceae. The record is from the annotation of a GenBank genome assembly.